AUGUAUAUACUUUUAAAAAUGGAGAAAUUUUAAAUAACCCUACAGAAAUUAUUAAUCUAAAAGACAUUAUAAGAACAGCUUCUAUCUGCGAUAAGUCUGAGCAAAAUCAAAAUUAAUUUUAUAUCUAAACUGAUUCAUGCACAUUCAAAUUUUAAUGUCAUUGCUUAGAGCUAAAAGAUUAUUUAAUAGAUUUUAUAAACAAGAACACUUUUUCUUUACCCCCUAAAAAUAGCUGAGAAAGUAUUCUAAUUAAAUAAGAAAAACUUUCAGAAAAUUUGCAGAAAUCCAUUUUCAAUUAAUAUGUAGUUAUAUAAAAUAUUUUAAAUUAAUUAUAAAAAGCAAAUACCAAAAUAAAAAUUAAUUAAUUAAUUAACUUGUAUGUCUGUCUAUUCAAUUAUUAUUUAUAUUUAAGAAUUAAAUUGA
Tetrahymena thermophila SB210 is the source of this 423-nucleotide messenger RNA. RefSeq lists its product as hypothetical. Lineage: Eukaryota; Ciliophora; Oligohymenophorea; Hymenostomatida; Tetrahymenidae. The record is from RefSeq and is a predicted model, not a curated record. The transcript has 3 exons.